Messenger RNA from Zingiber officinale, 1516 nucleotides. Its product is annotated as phosphatidylcholine transfer protein-like. The record is from RefSeq and is a predicted model, not a curated record. Gene Ontology annotation, molecular function: lipid binding. Bases 66 to 1304 code for a protein of 412 amino acids. The transcript has 6 exons. Lineage: Eukaryota; Viridiplantae; Streptophyta; Magnoliopsida; Zingiberales; Zingiberaceae.
ACGAUGGAUCACAUUGACUGCAGUAAUUAAAACCGCGCAAAGAAGUUUCCGGCUUCGGGAAUUUGAUGGCGCGAUCCGAAACCCUUCGGUCCUAUUUCCGGGCUUCCGCCUUCGAUUCGGGAGAGCUAUGGACGGAAAGCGCCGGAGGCGGUUGGGCCACGGCGAUCGUCGCGCUGCUACUUGUCUCCUGGCGGCUCCUCCGGCUCUUCUAUUCCCGGCGAAUCCAGAGGGCCUCCUGGGCUCAGGGUUCAUUUGAAGACUCUGCAUUGAUAGCGAGCUCGGGAGGAGGUUCUUCAUCGGGGUUUGCCCUUCAUCUCCAAUCUUGUUGCAGGGUAUCUGAAAUCAUAUCCGAUGCUGAUUUGAGAGAUUUGAUGAUUAGCUUGGACAGGAAUCUCGAAGGGGACGAUAGAUGGGAACAUGUGAUUGACAGAAGCAAUGAUCUUGUAUCUUACAAAGCCAAGUGCUACAGGCCAAAAGAUGAGCCAUUGAAAUAUCAUAGUGUUACAACAUUUGAGAACUGUUCCACGGAACUUCUUAGAGAUUUCUACAUGGAUAAUGAGUACAGAAAAGUGUGGGACAAGAUUUUAAUCCAGCAUAAGCAGUUACAGGUAGAUGAAGAUAGUGGGAUAGAGAUUGGGUGUUCUAUGAAGAAGUUCCCUCUUCUUACACCAAGAGAAUAUGUAUUAGCAUGGCGAAUCUGGGAAGGAAAGGACAAAACCUUCUAUUGCCUCAUUAAGGAUUGUGAGCAUCCUCUAGCUCCACGUCAAAAAAAGUAUGUACGAGUUCGUUUUUAUAGAUCGGGUUGGCGUAUAAGACAAGUUCCUGGUAGGGACGCCUGUGAAAUAACAGUGGUUCAUCAAGAAGACGCUGGCCUCAACGUUGAGAUGGCAAAACUGACAUUCGCCAAAGGAAUAUGGAGCUUUGUGAGUAAGACAAACAGUGCUUUGCGUGGCUAUUCCUCUCAUCCUAGUCGCUCAGUAUUAGUCCCUGCUCUUCUUAGACUUAUUAAGAAGGUGCCAUCAGAUUUAGAGCCCUGCGACGAGACUCGCACCCAAGAAACUAGACAAAGUGAGGUGGACAUUCCGAAGAGGAAUUCAAUUAGCGCAGCGACAAAGUGGAUAGCGAAUGGGCUUUUGGUCGCCGGCGGCAUUAUCUUCCUUUCGCGAGGCCGUGCUACUACGAUCGGCGCCCAGCUAGCUGCCGCAUGCAUGUUGAGUAAGUUCAUGCCUCAUGGAGCAGAGUUCGACCAAGCCGAUCGCACUAGAUCCAGACCAGAUAGGCGUAAAGCUCGACGGGUCGGUUAAGCUUCACCGAUCGGCAAUCACCCUUCUUCCAGCUGAUCUAACUAACUCCAGCCUUGCCGGCAUUAGGCAACUACCGCUCCGGAUUUCAGUUGUUUAACCUUCAUGUAUUAUCUCUGUAACAUCACCAUCCCUAUUCCCUUUGCAUAAUUUACAUUAGGCUAUCUCUUAUGGCACAUUUAGUAGUAGAUAAACAAUAUACGAGUUUUUAUUUU